Molecule: messenger RNA, 408 nt
Organism: Rotaria sp. Silwood2
Lineage: Eukaryota; Metazoa; Rotifera; Eurotatoria; Philodinida; Philodinidae
Source: the annotation of a GenBank genome assembly
AUGGAUACAGCUUCAUCGUUACAUCAUGUUACUGAACUUGAUGCUGAUAUUCGUUUCGGCAUCGAUGAUUAUAUUCGAACGGAAAUGAAAAAGCAAAAGAUUCCAGGUCUUUCACUUGCCAUAAUACGAAAUAAUCAUAUUGUCUAUGGUCAAUGUUAUGGUUAUUCGAAUAUUGAACAUAAAGUGUCUGUCAAACUUGAAACCAUGUUUCAAUCGGGUUCAAUGGGCAAACAGUUUACAGCAAUGGCUAUAAUGAUAUUAGUUGAAAGAGGAGAAAUUGAAUUGGAUUCACUUAUUAAGGAAUAUAUUGAGGAUAUACCAAAGGAAUGGAAACAUAUUACUGUUCGACAUCUUUUAACACACACUGCUGGUAUGUCAGACUACCCUGAUGAUUUCAAUUAUCGUUAA